Coregonus clupeaformis (lake whitefish) is the source of this 2928-nucleotide messenger RNA. It is a transcript of the gene krcp, whose product is annotated as kelch repeat-containing protein. NCBI's taxonomy places the organism in Eukaryota, Metazoa, Chordata, Actinopteri, Salmoniformes, Salmonidae. The transcript has 12 exons. The coding region runs from base 166 to 1800 and encodes 544 amino acids. Gene Ontology annotation, molecular function: protein binding. The record is from RefSeq and is a predicted model, not a curated record.
AUUUUAUGCACUACGGUGGCGGGAGAUGAGGAGUUGGACUGGGAGACAUUUGAUUAGUAACUAGCUUUCUAGCUACUUUUGAGAAUUAAUGAAAGUAGCUUAAUGUUUUGAGUUUAUUUCUGUUUCUGAAGAUCAAACUUGCUUUGCUUCGGGAGGAGAAGGACAAUGGACGAUUUUGGGGUCUACGUUGUUUUGGGAGUGAACGAUGCACCCAUAAAGCUUCUAUGCGCCGACGGGUCAGCCCAGUUUUCCGUUGCAGUACCACCGAGUGCCCAGCAGGUGGUACUGUUUUCCAAGGGGCGAUGGGGAGACAGGAUCUGCGUCAACGCAGAACUCAACGACGCUGACAGAGUUCCAAUCACCAUUGGAAAACUGACACCUUAUAACAGGUGUUUAACAUGGGAGCAGUGGGAAGAGGAGAGCUGGACUAAGGGAGUGACGUUAACUGCCAGCUUGGAAGGAGGACGCCUGGUCAAAGGGGACUCUGACCUCACCCUGUCCAUGAAGGAAUACACCCCAGAGAGCGCCAUGGCCCAUUCCCCUGUUAGGGAGGUGAAGAGGAAGAGGGGACAAACGGGGGAAGAAGAGGAGAGAGGAAAGGAGAACAUGUGUCCCAACGAAGUGGUGUCAUCAUUUUCAGAGAAGUCGACCCCCCUCAGAAAGGUCAGAGGUCAGACCAGAGGGGGUCAGACCAGACUGUUCCCCCAGGGCGAGGGGCAGGGGGCCGCGGCUCUCACCCCUCAGAACAUUCCUCCACAGAGGGGCAAGGGUAGACAGACCAAGGCACCCAUUACACAGACUGCCCCAUUGGUCAACCCGUCGGGUCGCUGGGGUCAGAGCUUGUGCCCCAUCGACCCCCAGACGGCCAUUCUGAUUGGAGGGCAGGGAUCCAGGAUGCAGUUCUGCAAGGACCCCAUGUGGAAGCUGUGCACUGAGGACAUGUCAUGGGUUCCCGCGGAGACGCUUGCAGAAGGCCCCACCCCCGAGGCCCGGAUUGGCCAUACUGCAACCUAUGACCCUGAUUCCAAAAGAAUCUUUGUGUUCGGAGGUUCUAAGAACAAAAAGUGGUUCAACGACGUUCACAUCCUGGAUACACAGAGCUGGAAGUGGAGCACCGUGGAGGCCCAGGGAAAAGUACCUCCGUUAACCUAUCACAGCUGCAGCAUGUUUCGAGGUGAACUAUUUGUCCUGGGAGGGGUGUUCCCUCGCCCUCACCCUGAACCCGACGGCUGCAGUGACUCCCUCUACAUCUUCGACCCACAUCUCUCCAUUUGGUACCAGCCCAUCGUCACGGGCGACAGGCCCGCCCCCCGCUCAGGUCACUCUGCCUGUGUUAUCCAAGGGAAGAUCUAUGUGUUUGGAGGCUGGGACACUCCCCUCUGCUUCAACGACAUGUACAUGCUUGACCUGGGACUGAUGGAGUUUUCGUCUGUUCAGACCAAUGGAUCACCCCCCUCUCCUCGCAGCUGGCAUGGUUGUGUGCUGCUCUCUGACUCUACGUUUCUGGUCCACGGAGGAUACAAUGGAAACCAGGCCCUCAACGACACCUUUACCUUCAACACAGACACCAACACCUGGACUGAGCUGGUUCACCCACAGCUCUCCGUGCCCAGAGCUGGACAUUCCAUCAUCACAAUGGCGCUAGCCAAUCAAAACCUUUCAUUCGAGGAUGACUGCAACGACCGGAACUCCGACCGCACCCACAAAACCCUGCUGGUAUUUGGAGGGGGCGACAACGAGGGAAACUUCUAUUCCGACCUGACGACCCUGACUGUCGCUAAACUGCUGGACCAGAACUAAUGCUGUGUUCAUAACCAAGUGGGAAUUUACCACGUACAACUGGGGGAAAAAUCCACUUGAAUGCCCCUCCAACUGGUCAUUACUGAUGGGAAACCUGUAUAUUAUCCCUGAGCUCUGACUUCUCCCACAUGCUGACCUCUGACCUCCAGUAAGGAAAUGACCCCAAUAACAGCAUUUUCGGCAGCUAAAUGCAACAACAAACCAUUAUUUAGAAAAAGCUAUCUAUUAAUGUUUUUUGAGCACUAUAAUUUGUUUUGCAAGCAUAAUAGCAGUACUUAUAGUUUAUGGUUGAAGCAGCUUGUUUGCCAUUAGCCAAUCGGCAUUUCUCAACAAGUUCAAAGCACGUGAAUAAAUCCAACAGGAAUUUACUAUUUCACAACUGGUAAUUACCACCUUCCCACUUGGUUAUGAACACCGCAUAAACCACAUGAGUGGAGUCCCAAACGGCACCCAAUUCCCUAUAUAGUGCACUACUUUUGACCAGGGCUCUGGCCCCAUACACAGCCUUAUGGGUGUAUUAGAGGAAUCUCACAGAUCUGCUGUUCAGUCUGUUGAUGUUUUCACGUCAUUAGAAACAAAGUCCUGGUCGUUUGUUUUCAAAUGUCUCUCAGGGUGAUGAGAGAAUGGUCAGACUGAUGUUAUUGAUACAUUAAAACAUGUAUACCUUCCAUGAAAUAUCUCUUUCUGUAGGGCUCUGGUCAAAAGUAGUGCACUAUGUAGGGAAUGUGUUGUCAUUUGGGACACAAACCACAUGUCUGGGUUGUGUUCAUCAGUGCACACUGUAGCAAAACUGUUUUCAACUGAAAAUGUUUUUGGUUAGACUAGAGGUGUGAUGUAGCUUAUGUUGCAUGUGUACAAGUGGGGUUUUUAUAUUUUUAGAUGGUCAUCAACCAUAGUGGAAUUACACUAAAGCAUCAUUUGUAGCCGGUUGCCAGUCAGUUUCUGCUCACUUGCCAAUUCAAUUCCAUAUGGACUUGGUAUUUGAACUCAAUCGGAUUGGAAACCAGUUGUACAUUAUGUUGUUGACCCUUCUAUAAAAAAAAAAAUUUGUUUUAAGACUUGGUCAUAGAAAUAAAUAAUUGUGUUUUUGCCUACUUUCAAAAAAAAUAAAAGAAAUUGAUGAAGCUA